AUGUCGAAACCCGAAGAGCCCUUAAAUGAGGUGAGUUUGAACACGCCAGCGAAGAAGCAAGCCAUAUAUCCUGCGAGCUUGCUCACGAAACAGUCAUUUAGCAGACAUGGUGGCGAGAAUGUGUUCCGAUAUGAGGUGAAACGAAGCUAUGUCUCGAGUAAGUAUAUCGACCAUCAUUACGGAUUUAUUUCUGAAAAUCUGAAAAGAAAGAAACCUAUUAAGAGCCAAAUAGACCUUUUGCAUCAGUCGUUCAGUGAGCUAUAUCGAAUAUUUAUCCAGGUUCAUAUGUGGGAGGACUUACGCCUCCUAACCAAGCGACAUUUGAUGGUCAUAGUUGGUUUACUUAAUGAAAAUGAUGUCAAUGGCGCGACUAGUGAGAUACUUCAUCUUUACAACGCAACCAAUAACCAAGCUGUAAAGGAUCUACAUGGGAUACUGCUGGCAGAUUUCAUCUACCCUAACGAAUGCUAUUUAACAAGCCUUAAAUUGCUGGCGUUGCAGGCGAUCUUAAGGGCAAAGAGUGCGCAUGAACAUGCAGAUUCCAUCCUGAAAUUGUUCGCUUUGGAUAAACGAUAUCUCUUGAGGGAUGCUAAUGUCAAGAUUCACAUGGUGAUUCAACUCCUGCUCAAUUUCUUCAUGUUAUUACCAAGUGGCAAAGCGAUGCUUGGUUUGAAAUUCUUACAAUAUGUCAAACAGUACAAACUGGAAUUUGAGGGUUACAUCAAGAACAUGGACGACUUGACAUUUCAGGAUCAAUUGAAGUACUAUGCCCGAGAAAUGACUGAUGACGCCAGGAUAUACUUGGCUUGUUUUUAUGAUGAUUAUUCAAAGUAUUGUUCGACUCCACAAAAGAUCAUGCUCACCGAUUUUGUUCAAAAGUCGCUUAAGGAGCACGCAUCACUGCCAGAUUUGAUACAACAGUCAAAUGUAACAGGGAGCCGAUCUUGCUUUAUGAAUUAUAGUUCAAAGCGAUUGGUUCAAGUGACUUCAAGCAUUCUAAAGUCUGAGGACUGCCCCAUUUCAACCGCCGUGAGCUUAUUGAAGCAAUCAUGGGAAGUUAUCAGAUUCAAUGGUGGUAACGAAACCAAUGGCAAAAGGAUUUUAUUUGACAAAACAUUGUCAUUUCUUAAUUCCAAAAUAAGCGUGUUGACGGAGAAUCAGAUGGCCAUUCGCGAUCUGCUAGAAUUGAUGGCUGAAUACUGUAUUGACGAUAACCAGUUCAAAAGGAUGUCGAAUCUCGUUAAUGUUCUCUUCAACUCGUUCGUUGUUCUCAAAAAUAUGGAAUUCUUGAAAUUAGCGGCCCAUCUUGAAUCCCGAAGAUACAUGCUAGAAAGAGAAAGCGGUCUCCUACGACCCAUAAUUGAGAAAUUUGAAAGAUUCAUCUCAAAAGCGACGAGCCGGGAAGCAAAAUUGCAAAUAUUUGGAUACUUAUUCAACCUUCAGAUGGCUGGCAGAACUUUGGGAAAGCUCCAGAGCUUUUGUCAGCUUGUUUACCUGCGAUGUUUUCAGAAGCUGCAGCUAACGAAAUACAUUGAGUUUCGGAAUUGCUCGGAAGUUAUGCUAGCUUUCUUCUACGGAGUUUCUCCGGUCAAAGAGAUUAACAUAGAAGGAUGGUGUCCCAUAACGCAAAUGUUGUACUCAUGCAUUUCCGGUAAAUUCUGUCUUGGAACGAUAGAUGUCAAUCCAGAAACCAAUAAAUGGCAUUUUUUACACAAGUAUGAGGUCUUGAUAAAAGCUGCAUACUGUUUCAAUAUUGAAAUGAGCAAACACAGCACCUUCAACCUCGCUUCAAUAACAAGCAAUUACAUGAAUAAAUGGGUGAUGCGGAAGUCACCUUCAGCUUCAGAAAAAGUUGCAGCUUUUGAAAUCGACUUCCUAAGGAUUUUGUUGAUUUAUCUCCAAUUUAACAAUUUUGACAAGUGCACCAUAGACCUUAUCCAAUGCCUCCGCUCAAGGAGCUCAACUUAUGAGCCUUUCCUGCUGGAAUCAGAAGGCUUCCUCCUCUCGGCAUAUAUCAAUCUUCAAAUGCUUGAUAAAAUUGCAACGAUGAGGGACAAAAUUUACAAUACCCCAUUUGAUUUGCAAAAUGAAAAGCUAGAAACCGUCCUGAAUGUUUUGCGGAUGAAGUUACAGCUUAUGGCUUGGGAAAAUGACCAUAGAUUAUUUGAGAAGGUUUUCAUCCAAGAAGCGCCGAAGCUUAGAGAGGAAGUCUUUGACCUUGAUAACGCCACGAAGAAAACGUCGUCUCAAUAUAUUAAAGUCAUCCUGUUCAACAUCGACGUUCUCAUAACAGCUUCAGCCCUACAACUGGCUAAAAACAACAUGGUGCGGGCGGCCACUGAGAGUAAGAAGGCUCUCAAACUGUCUGUUUCUCUGCUUAGGAAACUAGACAACCUGUCCGAGAAAACAAGAUUAAACGUGGUUAGCUAUCUCACUUGCUCAUAUCUCUCGCUGCUGAACCUUUACAUUCAUCUAGGCGUUGCUCGUGAUUGCGAGUUCUAUGUCAAUGAGCUGUCAACUUUGUUAUGCGAUCUAAAUGAACCAACUAUCGUUUUCAAAUGCUUACAAUUUUUGUAUGAGUACUAUCAACUUACUGGUCAAACAGAACUCGCUGCGACCGCUCUCGGGAAGUGCAACAAUGCAUUCGAUUACAUUGACGGGGAAUCCAAUAUUUUAGCAUUAACAUCUUUCUUCUUUAUCAAUAAUGAAAAUGAGAAGUUGUUGGAUUCACUUGGGCUAUUUUUUAAAGAAGGCAUCGACGAAACCUUUCUUCCUUAUUACUGGCGUCUCAAGAUGGGAAUUCCAGUCGAGGAAUGGACCAAACAAAGUAAAUAUAAAGCAAGCUACGAAGUCAAUAAACUGGAUAUGCUUUAUCGACGUGUAUUGAAGCAAUUAGAAAGUGAGCCCUUCUUUCGGAGCAUGUUCGAGUCCCUGGUAAUCAUACCCUCCUGCCAUUUACCUGCCGAGCAAUCUUCGAAGAAACAGCUUGCGUUCCCUGGCAAGAAAGCGCUCAUAUUGGAAGUAAUGGCAUCUCCCAGACCUUCGACCAUGACUCCUAGAGGAAAACAUAUGAGGCAAAAGUUUGAUAGAGCGGUUGCAAUCGAUAACUUGAAGGCAUUGAAAGAUUCGGUGGAAGAGCUCCAGCUGUCUUCGCUCAAGAACCAUGAAUUAUCAAGGGUUGCUUCUUUUUAUUCUUUGGCCUUGUCUCUCCUUUCGAAUUUGAGCAUUACUACGUCAUUAGUGGAUAAUUUGCUAGAUGAGUUUGCUCUUUCAGAGUUGCCCAAAUGCAUGCCCCUAUAUUACGAUAAAGCACUGGCAGCUAUUGGUAAUGACAUUUAUGAGAGCUUUUGCCUGUUACCUUUAUCAUCGAUGGAUGACCCUGUCGCUAUACAACGAGAGAAGUCGUUAGCAGCUCAGAAACGCAUUUGUCAGAAUCCUAUUCCCUUCAAUGUAAUUUCAAUCGAUUAUUGUUCCGUUACUGGAAGUCUCCUCAUCUCAAAGAUUGAAACGUUCAAUGAUCGCAAGGUUCAUCUACGAAUGCCGCUUAAUAGGGCCCAUGCGCGCGAUCUUGAUUCUAAAAUGCUAUCUUUUGAGCAGGCUAGAAGAGAGCUAUCAGAUAUAAUCGGGGAGAGUAACGCCAGCACGUCUAUUGAAGUCACUAGCUCUAUUAACUCAAGGGAACAAAGGAAAGAAUGGUGGCAAACUCGCUAUGAACUUGACAGAAGAUUGCAUGAGCUACUAAAGAAUAUCGAAGAUUGCUGGUUCAAUGGGAUGAAGGGCUUUUUCGGUACAGAGAUUGUCGAUUCUGAGCUGUUGCAGGACUUCAAAAACGAGGUCAACGACAUUUUGCACCAAAACCUGCCCAGUCGAAAACAGAUUGGUAACCGUGACAUGUUCUUACAAUUAGAUGACUGGAUUGUGGAGCUGGUUCUGAGAUUGAGUCCUCAAUGCCCAGAUUUCAUGCCAAUGAUGGAGGAUUUGAUCUAUAUCAUUCUCGACAUCUUGCUAUAUCACGGGGAAGAAAAUGCAUAUGAUGAAAUAGAUAUCGAUACUAUCCAUGUCCAGCUGGAAGAAAUUGUGAGGAAAUUCCGGCCUCGAUUGCUGUCGAUGAAAAAGCUAUCACAUACAUUUUUGGUUGUGAGCAGUUCAUGUCAUUCGUUUCCCUGGGAAUGCUUAUCCUUCCUUAAGCCACUUUCAAUCACAAGAGUUCCGUCGAUCAGUAUUUUGGACGAUUUAUUAAAGAAAUGUAAUGAUGGAAUCUCACCAAAGGUCCCGUCGCAGAACAAGAUAUCCAUGAUUUUAAACCCUCACGGUGAUUUGAGCAAGACUGAAUCUCGUUUUUCUAACUUGUUCAAAGAGAUUGUAAAGGAAAGGCCAAAUUCAACUUUGUUGAUAAACCAGAAGCCAGACGAGAAAACGUUUCUGGAGAUGGCAACUUCUUCCAAUCUCUUCAUUUACCUAGGUCAUGGUGGUGGUGAGCAAUAUGCUCGGGUCAAAGAGAUUAAGAAGUUUGAUCAUAUUGCUCCGACAUUCCUCCUGGGAUGUUCUUCCGCCUCAAUGAAAGCGUUCGGUAAGUUAGAGCCAACAGGAACGGUUUAUUCUUAUUUAUUGGGAGGCUGCCCAUUGGUCCUUGGAAAUCUUUGGGACGUUACGGACAAGGACAUCGAUAAAUUUAGCGAAAGCGUUUUCCAGAAGAUCGGACUCAGCUGCGAUGCCAGCAUCAACUCGAGCCAAGAACACACGAUCUCGACAGCCGUUUCAAAAUCAAGAGACGUUUGUCAUUUGAAGUAUUUGAAUGGCGCAGCACCCGUCGUCUAUGGUCUACCCAUGCGGUUUAGAUAA
Torulaspora globosa is the source of this 4842-nucleotide messenger RNA. RefSeq names its product separase (gene ESP1). The record is from RefSeq and is a predicted model, not a curated record. Gene Ontology annotation, molecular function: cysteine-type endopeptidase activity. Gene Ontology annotation, cellular component: cytoplasm; mitotic spindle pole body; nucleus. The coding region runs from base 1 to 4842 and encodes 1613 amino acids. Lineage: Eukaryota; Fungi; Ascomycota; Saccharomycetes; Saccharomycetales; Saccharomycetaceae. Gene Ontology annotation, biological process: proteolysis; meiotic chromosome separation. The transcript has a single exon.